AUGGGGUCCUUCCGCUGCCGUCGGGGACAGGCCUCGACCUCCUGGAGGGCGCAGUGCGAGGAGGGAGCCUUGCGGUCAUGUCUGCUCUCCUUGCGGUUGACAGCCUCCUCUCGCAGGAGGGGCGACCGGAGCAUGGUGGGGACUCUGAUCAAAGUGGGUGUGCCCCUGGAGUGCCGUCCUAGGCUCGGCAACCCACCUUUGGCCACUGCGGUUGCAAGUGACGGGGCCUUGGGGAUCGCCCGUGACCUUUUGGAUGCCGGGGCCGACGUGAACAAAAGCAAUGCCGGGUACGGUGUCUUGCCAUACAUGGAAGACAUGAUGGACCUUCUUCCGGCUGCCGGAGCUGAUCUUGGAAAGGAGCGGGCGGCCACCUCCCCACUCCAUGCUGCGGCGCAAUGCGACUGCUGCGGAGCAAUACAACGUCUGAUAUCGGCUGGCGCAAGCGUGCACCAGUUGAAUUCUGGAGGCCGUUCCGCGCUGCACAUGGCGUGUCUGCACAAAUGUGAGGGUGCCGUCAAGUUACUACUGCGGUACAACACUUGCAUGACCUUGCUUUGCGACAAAGGUCUAUCACCGUUCGAUGUGGUUGCCAUCGCGGUUCUCAACAGGCGAGAAAACUACGGAUUUUAUCCCCAAGGGUAUUCCCCUAGUGGACGUAGUCCGUCCACAUCAAACGCCGACGAGACCUAUGUUGCUGACCACAUUCACGACCUAUUGAGGAGGACCAGUGGAUGGAGACGCCGCGGUUGCCGUCCAGGCGGCGUCAGCCGAGAAGAUUCGGUUUUGGGAGGGGCUCAGUUCUCGUGA
Ectocarpus siliculosus is the source of this 807-nucleotide messenger RNA. Lineage: Eukaryota; Phaeophyceae; Ectocarpales; Ectocarpaceae. The record is from the annotation of a GenBank genome assembly.